AUGAACAUUUUAAGUGCAGAGAAUCGACAGAAAAGCGAGGAUUGGAGACGCAAGAACAAGAGACCACUGAAGUACGGCAACCCUGACAGGACAUUCCAACAGUCACAUCAACAUCCGGGCACCAUGGAACCACCUCCCGACGAGGAUCGUCACUUCCGGGACGAGCACUACCCGCAACGUCACUUCCGGCAAACGUUUGGUCACGUCAUGAACCAGGGUGGAAACCUCCUCACGCCCGACCAACUCAAGAAACGGAACAAAAAGACCCACGAAACCGUCGCGAAAGCUCUUCAACAGACUUUCGAGAAACUAGACGAUCUGAGGAGGUAUUGUUUCGUUUGUGAGAGGUCAGACAAGGUCAACCGUUGCGCCAGGUGUCAGAUGGUGUACUACUGUGGACAGAAGUGUCAGAAGAAGGAUUGGGCGAGGCACAAGAAAGUCUGCAAGUUCCUGAGUGGGGAAAGAAUAGAUCAGGUUACAGAGACGCUUCCGGUUCAGAACGCCUGCCAUGUUCUGAAGCCGGGGCGCACUUGGAGCAAGCCGGCGGGAGAAGUCGCGACCUGGGCCGACUGGUUAUCCAUCAACCCCUCGGUGGUUUCCGAGAUUCAGCGGAACGUCCCGUCCAUGGUAGAGUGGUACAAGUUCAUCGGGAGACCUACAACCGAAGCCGCCGUGACCGAAUCUCUUCAACGCUGCUGUACGGAGAUGCUAACCCACCCUAUCGUCAUAGGAAAGGGAUUGGUAACUUUUAACGUGGACCCACGUGUAAAACCUGUCCACAUUCACAUGGUAGGCGCAGCAAAGCCCGAACUUUUAAUGUCGGAGAUAGACACCACCAAAGAACUUUCCGCCAUGUUUCCCAAUCACAAAGGCAUGCGGAUUCUUCUAGUAGGGCCCGAGGUCCCUCAUAAACUAGCCCAUGGUAACCCUCCUAGCAACAAGACCCUAAGUAAAGGGAAGAUAGAGUAUGUGUAUUCGAACGAGUUGUACCAUGAUUUUGUACAUAGAUAUGUUGACCACGACAGGUGUCCAAAAGCUGAUCUGGUCAUAGCUCUACAUCCAGGGCUUCACACCGAAGUUCUUAUAGAACCGUGGACGCCCACCAUCAAUCUCUUGCUAGACAGGGAACUUCCGACGGUUUUUACCAUGUAUAACGUAGCUGAGUAUGAUGACUCGUUAGAAAUUCUGAUCCCGUUUCGACCAAAUUACGUACAGAGUGGUACUAACCCUUUUGGGUCUCUCUUGGCGAAGCAGACACCGUUUGACUUGAAUCAGGUCUUCGCUUCCAAUAGCUACAUUAUGGCUAUAAAAGGAAGGGAAAAGUAGUGGCACUGUGGCAGUAGUGGUAUAGAUGUGUGGAAGAGACACGAUUUUUGUCUGGCUUACCAGUUGUAAGCGCCAAUCAAUGGCCUUGGCGCACGGGUCUGUGAUUCGUCCUUCUCGCCCCGUUAGUGCUGAUCUGAUCUGAUCAGCCGUCAGCCAAUCAGAUGCUCCCCUCUCUUGACGAUACAAAGUAACCGGCCAAUCAUGUUGCCUCUUACCCGCAAGAGGCGACGUGAUUGGCUAGUGAUGCCAUGGAUAUCUAAUGCGCUCACACCACAGCGAGAGGACGUUCGAAUCGCAGGCCUUUACACCAAGGCCGUAGUUUGGCAUGCAGUGUUCC
This is a messenger RNA of Branchiostoma floridae (Florida lancelet), 1663 nucleotides long. RefSeq names its product putative protein MSS51 homolog, mitochondrial. The transcript has 3 exons. The record is from RefSeq and is a predicted model, not a curated record. Bases 1 to 1326 code for a protein of 441 amino acids. Lineage: Eukaryota; Metazoa; Chordata; Leptocardii; Amphioxiformes; Branchiostomatidae.